Messenger RNA from Fusarium proliferatum ET1, 519 nucleotides. RefSeq lists its product as uncharacterized. Bases 1 to 519 code for a protein of 172 amino acids. Lineage: Eukaryota; Fungi; Ascomycota; Sordariomycetes; Hypocreales; Nectriaceae. The transcript is spliced from 4 exons. The record is from RefSeq and is a predicted model, not a curated record.
AUGUUCCAGCCUAAGCCAGUAGAACGUUCUACCAACUACCACAAAAAUAUCUGUCGUCCCGAUGGCACAGCCAUGAACCAUCCUAGCGGGCACAGAAAAGCCGCUUAUGUGGAUGCCAAUUGCAGGCACGUUUUCAGCCUACCGGAGAACUCGCAUCUCAGCCAACAAAAGCCCAUCCGUCGUGCCAUUAGGAAUCACGCUGUUGUUGUUGGGAACUUCACAGAACAGAAGCUCGUUGAGAUUGUGCAGUAUCUCAUCGGCCGAGGUGUUUCUAGCUCCCCGGCCGCUGCGACUCUUGAAUUUCCAGAUCUCCGUUGUACCGAUAUAUCCGGUGCACAGAGCCCUGUGGAAUCACUGACUGAGUGCCAAACAAGGAAGAUGGUGACAUUCGAUUUGUCGUGGUUGAGAGGCUCAUUAGACGAUGAUAGCUAUGCCGACCUCACCUUGGUUUCUUCUGUCAAAGAGUACUCCGCCCAUAGAGUCAUUGUUCCGAAGCACCAAGCAGGACCCUUCGUGUGA